Siniperca chuatsi (mandarin fish) is the source of this 3373-nucleotide messenger RNA. It is a transcript of the gene ikbkg, whose product is annotated as inhibitor of nuclear factor kappa B kinase regulatory subunit gamma. Gene Ontology annotation, molecular function: K63-linked polyubiquitin modification-dependent protein binding. The coding region runs from base 405 to 2279 and encodes 624 amino acids. The record is from RefSeq and is a predicted model, not a curated record. Lineage: Eukaryota; Metazoa; Chordata; Actinopteri; Centrarchiformes; Sinipercidae. Gene Ontology annotation, cellular component: nucleus; cytoplasm; IkappaB kinase complex. The transcript is spliced from 16 exons. Gene Ontology annotation, biological process: positive regulation of canonical NF-kappaB signal transduction.
AGAGGAAGUGCUGCCUGAGAGGCUGAACUCAGGGCACACAAGACUACUGCAUUUCCUGAGCUAACAACACUCGCCUCGGCUUUGACAGAUAACCUAAACUCACCUUAAACGCGUACAGAGUAUUAGGUUAACGUUAACAAAUUGGGCAAAAUGCCUUUCGGAACAUACACAGUCCGUUGAUGCAGGUCGUUGUUUAUGUCAGUCAACAAGUGCCUCGGAUUACCCAGCUACUGGUUUGCUAAUUUAUCCUAGCUAGCUCACAAGCUAAGUCGUUAGCUAAGUUAUCUAGCAUUAGCCAGCUUUGUACGGUUGGCUAAUUAGCUACGUUUACUAACAGGUUGUAUGUGAGUGACAGCUCGGCUGCCUGUUAUUCCGGACAACACAACUGAAAAAGAAGAAAGGGGAUGGUGCAGCCCCAGCCCGAUGGCCCAAUGCAGUGGGACAUGUCGGGAGAGGAGAGUGGAGGGGCCCUCAGGGUCCCACCAGAGCUGGCUGCCAAUGAAGUGGUGACCAGGUUGCUGGGUGACAACCAGCAGCUUAGAGAGGCCUUGCGGCGGAGCAACCUAGCCCUGCGUCAGCGCUGUGAGGAGAUGGAGGGAUGGCAGCGGAGGACAAGAGAGGAACGAGAAUUUCUCAGCUGUCGUUUCCAGGAGGCCAGGGCCCUGGUGGAGAGGCUGGCCCAGGAGAACCACUCCUUACAGGGCUUGGUGAACGGACCGGUCUCCUCCUCUAACCACUGCUGCAGCUCCAGCCAGACUGAAGACCUGCAGGGGCGCCCAGCAAGGAACGGGCCGCUGGACGGACCACAGACUCUAGAUCAGCGGGAGAGGAAGAGAGUUGAAGAGACGGAUCAACACACACAGACCAUGCCGCCUCGCAGCCUGGGUGAUGCGAGUGUGCAUAGCUCCUUGGGUAGUGCCCUCCCCUCUCCCCCCACCUCACUUUCAGGGAUAUGGGGGGAGAAAAUGGACAGGGAAAAUGGCGAGCCUGUGGAAGGUGCAAACGAGUUCCUCCAGUUGCUGAAGAGCCACAAAGAAAAGCUGGAGGAAGGUAUGAGAGAGCUGAGGAGAAAGAAUGAAGAGCUGGAGAAGGAGAGGGAGGAGUGCGACAACGAGAGAGAGCGAAUGCGGCGCUGCAUUGACCAGCUGCAGGCCAAACUGGCCCAGGCACAGGCAAGCAGUGUUACUGAGGAGGUUGUUCAACAUCGCUCUGAGGCACAGCACUCCUCUGACUGCUCUAGCCUGGCUAAACUCACAGAGCAGCUUCAGGCCACACAGGGCAGGUAUCGUGAGUUGGAGGAGAAGCUUGAUUACCUGCAGAAGAGUUCAGCUCAGCGGGACAGAACUGAAGCUCUGCUCAAACAGAAGGACAAGGAUUGUGCCCAGCUGGCCAAGGACUGUGAGGCUCUGAAAGCUCAAGCAACUUCCCUAUUAGGAGAACUGAAUGAGAGACAGAGCUGCCUGGAGAAAAGCGAACAAGAACGCAAAAUGUUGGAAGAAAAGCUGUGCAGUACGAUGAAGGCCCUGCAGGUGGCAGAGCGGGAGCAGGAGCAGCAGAGGAAGCAGCAUCAUGUGGCCAUGGACAAGCUGCUGCUGCAGACCCAGAGCCUGGAGCAGGCCCUGAAGACAGAGAGACAUGUCGUCACAGAGGAGAAGAAAAAACUGACACAGCUGCAGCACGCCUACACAUGUCUUUUUAGAGACUAUGAUUCUAAACUGAAGAGUGAGGUAAAAACACAUGGAGGAGACCUGUGCAGCCGACUAGAGGAUGCAGAGAGAGCGCUGGCCCUGAAGCAGGACCUGAUUGAUAAACUGAAGGAGGAGGUGGAGCAACAGAAAGGCUCACUGGAGACUAUUCCUGUCCUCACUGCACAGGCUGAGAUCUACAAGGCAGAUUUCCUAGCGGAGCGAGAAGCGAGAGAGAAGCUGAACCAGAAGAAGGAGGAGCUGCAGGAUAAGCUGACUCAGGCCAUGGCUGAUAUUGACAGGCUCAAACAGGAAGCCACAUCACGUGCACGUAUGGAGCAAAUGAAGCUGAGACACCUGGAAGACUUUCCACCACGGGCCCCACACAUUCCCCCUCCACAAGGUGUGUUCCCCGGUGCAGCUUUCAACACGGUGCCCCCUGCCCCCUCGUUCCGCAAUCAGGGUUUAGUACCAGUCGGUGAUCAAGGGGCAACUGGAGCUGAGGAGCUGCCAGAUUUAUGUUGUCCUAAGUGCCAGUACCAGGCUCCAGAUAUGGACACGCUGCAGAUACAUGUCAUGGACUGUAUACAGUAACAUGAGCAUAGUUCAGCACACCAUGACCCCAACACACACAUACAGAUAUAUAUACAAUAUAUUUACGUUUUAGGCGUUCAGCGUGUCUGGUCCCAGCUCCGGGCAAAGCCUGGAAAAACAUGUUUGGUAGUUACACCUUACUCUCUCGACCUUGCAAACACGCAUACGCAAACCUGAAAACAUUCUGUGGAUCUUACCAUUUAAAAGAAAAUAAUAAAAAAUCAAAUAUGUUGGAAUCCAGACAAGUGGCAAUCAGAUGACAAGUGAAAGAAAAGAACAACAGCAAGAUAAUCAGCAUGGUAUUUUCCUAGAACUGCUCCUUGGACUCAAAUUCUGCUGUAGCUUUCCCAUCCUUUUGUCGCCAUUCUUUUUGUCUCCCAGCACCUGCUCUUUUAUUUCCCCUCUUCCCUCUCCCCAUGCCUUGCCUCUGAGAUGGCACGCUGAUGCACAUCUCCAUCAGUAUUUGUACAUCAUCCCUGAUCUCUUGCCUCAGUCCCAUUUCUCGUCCCUCUUCGCUCCAGUGGCGUUGUGGCAACUGAGGAGGUAACCACAAACUGUGGAGCAAGUGUGUAUACUUUGACUGCAUCAUCCAUGCUAUAUACACAUCAGUAAUCAUUGGGCCUGAGCUGAAAAACGUGACUAUUUAGAGGGGUACUUUUCCUCUCAAAGGAGGAAACACAUCACAAUGUGAAUAACCUAGUGAGCUUUAAAUCAUAUAGAAUAUUCAAAUAUGUUUUGGUUAUAAAUGUUGCUGGCUGCAUUACCUCAAAACAUGUAUUAUUAUGUAUUAGAGAUGGAUUUACUCUUAUUGAAAAAAGUAGCCAUUCUCUGUGUUCUGUGCCUGUGUACAUCUUUGACUACCACUGCUUUAUCUCUGAUGCUAGACCUGACCCUUAACCCACACAGCCCCUUUUUGUGCCCCUUAUUCUGUCUUAUCUUCACCUGUGGCACCUAGCUAUUUAUCUGUCUUAAGGUAAGCACAUUGACGGCUCUUCACAGUUUGUGUGCAUAUUGUCUGUGAUUAUAGAUCAUUUGAUGCAAAGAAUAUUGUUUAAAACUGUUGAAGAUUUAACAAAUAAACCAGUUAUUCAUUA